This is a messenger RNA of Cyphellophora attinorum, 2376 nucleotides long. RefSeq lists its product as uncharacterized. Lineage: Eukaryota; Fungi; Ascomycota; Eurotiomycetes; Chaetothyriales; Cyphellophoraceae. Bases 1 to 2376 code for a protein of 791 amino acids. The transcript has 2 exons. The record is from RefSeq and is a predicted model, not a curated record.
AUGGGAUUUUGGCCGUUUGGCGCCACUAAGAGAAAUCGCAAGCGGGCUUCCGACGAUCAGACCGCUAGCACUACAUUGCUCGAGAAAUCAGACCCGACUCGAAUGGCUCGCAAUGCCGGCCCCGCAAUCGAGCAGGGAAACCCUCAGACUGCCAGCGCCGAGUCCAGGCAGCAAAAUGAAGAGAGGACUAGAAAACUGUCAAAGCCUCGUCCACCGUCACAGAAGAACUCGGCCUACAAUUUGCCACGUUCCGCCACCGCACCCUCUGGAUUGAUGAACCAGAACAUGUCGCAAACGUCAAUCGGACCCGAGAACUUCACGGCUGUGCCUCCAGUCCCUACAUUGUAUGCCCGGCGUCAGGGUUCCAACCCUUCCAUUCUGCGCAAGAAGUCCAGCAAAAGAAAAGCGGACGAUCAUGCGCGCGAACGCGAACUCAAGGCGAUGACCGAGCCCAUGCCUAUACCCAAACCUCGGAGACCGGCUACAUAUUCUGGAUCUGGCCCGCUACAGCGAGAGAUCGUUCACAUAGGUGGCGAUGGACGAAGGCCGCCCUCACAAGUGUCGCUGCCAAUUCCCGAGAACAUAUCAGAGGUUGACGACGUCAUGUAUCAGAAUUCCUUCAAAAUUGGCAUCUUUGCAGCACUCAGCCCACGACCAACAGUCAAGUAUGACGGGAGAAGUCGUGGAAGUCUCGGCAAGCAUCCUGCCCGCUUGGACCCUGUUCAGCAGUCUAUCGAAGAGGAGGAAGACCUCUCAUCAUCCAAGAGAAGGAUAGACGAUCUGGCUGACAGCCUCGACUCGGCUGCACUCCGCGAGCUGCUUGAGCGUGACCAGAAAAGACGACUGAAGAAGCGUGAAACGGACAAGCAGAAGUUGCACAGGAAGCUGCAGAAGCGCGCGGACAAAGAACAAGAGGAGAGGACGAGACGCGCGCGCGCAGAAGAAUUCGCACGAACUUCCUCCGCGAAUUUGACCGAGCAGCAGCACGAUGCCAGUCAGGGGACCGAAGCUGCUACUCCCGACGUCCCCGACGACGAUCCGUUCUCCGACCCACAGCCCGUCGGAGUUGCUCAUACAACGGCGAUCCGAAAUCCUUUCGAGGACGAGAAGGAUGUGGAUCUGAUGCAAGAAUCUUCGGACAGGGAAGAGGACGCGCCUCCGCCAGUACCUGUGCAAUCUCCACGGAGGAAAGCGGCGACUGUACAGUCAGGACAAGCCCUCAAUCCUUCUCAAGGAGCCAUAUCACCACCCAGCUCACCUGUCGAGCCAUCUGUCGGCGACGGAAACAUGUCUCAGCUUUCUUUCAAGAAAGAAGCCGUGCCAGCCGAAGUCACUGCUGGUCUCGAGCGGGACCGCCGAGCAAUUCUCAAACACAAGCGGGAGUCGUUCGCUCGCAAAGCCCCUCCACCACAACUGAAUACAUCACAAAGGACGUUCAGGCGGACUGGCAGUGCUACUCCGCAGAGGACGAUGUCUAAGUUCCGCGAGGACCUUCCGGAAUUGCCACUUUCACCUCCCGACUCGAGGAUGCAGUCACCAGAAGCUCAGCCAGCUCAGCCGAUCGACAUUGCUGCUAAACCACUGAAUCACGCUCGAUCUGCACAGCUAGACGGCCGAAGUUUGGCCACGAGCUCAAGCAUACCAACGUUGGAUCGGGGCAGGGAUCACAGCAGGGUGCAUUCGCUGCUCUCGGGAGACAGUGAAGCACCUGUCCAUGCUCUGUCCCAAUCGCUUGCAUCGGUCGAUUCGGAGGCAUCCUGGCUGUCAGGCAAACCAGUCAAAAGGCUGUCCGGCCCACUGAGCCCACGGAAUCUCGAGUCUGCGCAGAAUCCGGAUGAAAUGGAAGAGGUUCUCGCUAAAGAUGAGUAUCUCAAUCGACUGUCCCCUGAGCCGGAUGGCAGGCGCCAGUCAGCCAUUUCUUCUGGAAGACGACCGAGCAGUACGCUGCUCGAUCUCAAAGCCGAACAGCAACCAACUUCAACAUCAUCCAACACUGCCGAAGCCGCCGCUGCAGGCGAAACCUGGCACGCUGGGGUCGCUCGACAGCCGACAGUGGUGAAAGCUGCCUCCAGAGCCAAGUCCCGCGAAGGACUGCUAAAGGACUUCCAAACAGCCGACAUGGACGCGAUAAGCUCGGACGAGGACGACGAUGGCCAAGCCUCGUCCAAGAGCGAGGAAGAGGUGCAACUCAUGCGUGCUCGCAGUAUCGACUACGGCAGCAGAAAAGGCCAUGCACGGCACAUUUCCGCUGGCAGUGCUAAGAUGUUCGACGUACGAAGGGGCUCGGCACAGUUCGCUACUACUCCACCACUGAGUCCCGCCAUGAGAAGCUCGAAUGCUCUUGCUGGACAAGAGACGAGCACGAAGGAGGAAUGA